Zingiber officinale is the source of this 1743-nucleotide messenger RNA. RefSeq names its product glycerol-3-phosphate acyltransferase 9-like. Gene Ontology annotation, biological process: triglyceride biosynthetic process. The transcript has 13 exons. The coding region runs from base 287 to 1402 and encodes 371 amino acids. Gene Ontology annotation, molecular function: glycerol-3-phosphate O-acyltransferase activity. Lineage: Eukaryota; Viridiplantae; Streptophyta; Magnoliopsida; Zingiberales; Zingiberaceae. Gene Ontology annotation, cellular component: endoplasmic reticulum. The record is from RefSeq and is a predicted model, not a curated record.
UGGGUGGAGAUAACGCAUUGGGACCUUGCUUCGCCUGCCUACGAAUCGGCUAAUCUUUCCCCUUUCUCUUACUUCAUCGAAGGCCGGAGACGAGCUCCUCCCCGAGGAUUCACCGCCACCUCGGAAUUCCAGUACGCCCCACCGAAGCCAGUUCGUUGGUGGUUGUUGGUCCUUGCCUGCGCAGAAAACAUUUCUCUUCUUCCAGGAAUCAAGGUUUCCAUUUUCCUUGCAGUUUCUCUUUGGGUAGAUUGUGUUCGACGAAGAACGGAAGAGAAGUUUGGACGCUAUGGCUGGAUUGAAAUCUUCACGUUCGGAAACUGACCUUGAUCGCCCCAACAUUGAGGAGUACCUUACGAUGGAGACAAUUCGUGAAGCUCCAAAGAAGCUUCAUUUGUCUGACCUUUUAGAUAUUUCCCCUACCCUCACGGAAGCUGCGGGCGCCAUUGUGGAUGACUCUUUCACACGCUGCUUUAAAUCAAAUCCUCCAGAACCCUGGAAUUGGAAUAUCUAUUUGUUUCCAUUGUGGUGCCUGGGAGUAGUUGUACGAUACGGGAUUCUCUUUCCAGUAAGAGUUGGAGUUUUGGCUCUGGGAUGGAUAGUGUUCUUUUCAGCCUUCCUUCCAGUACAUUUCCUAAUAAGAGGACAUGAUAAAUGGAGACGCAAAAUCGAGAGGAAACUGGUUGAAAUGAUGUGCAGUGUUUUUGUUGCUUCAUGGACAGGAGUGAUCAAAUACCAUGGACCUCGUCCAAGCAUACGUCCCCAGCAGGUAUUUGUUGCCAAUCACACUUCUAUGAUUGAUUUCAUCAUCUUAGAGCAGAUGACAGCAUUUGCUGUUAUCAUGCAGAAGCAUCCUGGUUGGGUUGGAUUUAUCCAGAAGACCAUUUUAGAAAGUGUGGGUUGUAUCUGGUUCAAUCGCACCGAAGUGAAAGAUCGUGAAGUUGUUGCUAAGAAGUUAAGGGAACACACUCAAGGAGUUGACAACAACCCUCUUCUCAUAUUCCCCGAAGGAACUUGUGUAAACAACCAUUACACUGUUAUGUUCAAGAAGGGUGCUUUUGAACUUGGUUGUGCUGUCUGUCCUGUAGCAAUCAAGUACAACAAGAUUUUUGUGGAUGCCUUUUGGAACAGCAAAAAGCAGUCUUUUACGACGCACUUAGCACAGCUUAUGACAUCAUGGGCUGUUGUCUGCGAUGUGUGGUACUUGGAACCUCAGUACAUACGACCUGGCGAGACUCCUAUCGAGUUUGCUGAAAGGGUUCGAGACAUGAUCUCUGUUCGGGCUGGUCUCAAAAAGGUUCCAUGGGAUGGCUAUCUGAAGUACUUCCGCCCUAGUCCUAAGCUCACAGAACGCAAGCAACAGAUUUUUGCAGAAUCUGUGUUACAGCGUUUGGAGGAAAAAUAAAAUACCUUUGUAAAUUUACUCUUCGGUGUCUAUGUUUAUAGCGACUUCAACUUGGAAAACUCUUGCCCUCUGCUUCUCCAAAUUCCAUCAAUUCUUUGAUAGUAAAGACCAUUGAGAUGGCUAUUAGAGAUUAUUGGUAAGUAUUAGUUUAGGUAAUAUCAGGUCUUUGGCAUAGAUAAUGUCAAGCAAAUGGCAACAUGUUUGGGCAAAUAAUGGGUUGACUAAGAUGCAUAUUGAAUCAAUCAAAUUCAGAAUGAGUUAACAACUUGAAGAGUUUCCAUAUGGAUGACUGCUGACUUGUUGAGCCUGCUUGCCUUAAUAAUAGAGGCUGUUUGUUAUCA